CAAGCUGCGAAUUGGAAUCAAUCACCACCAGAAAACCACACGACGACCGCAUAGAGCAUCACACGACACCGACCCAAAGACUCGCUCUACCUCUCCUCUUCCUCAUUCUCUCUUCCCAGCGAGUUCCGACUUACUCUCCGUCCACCAUGGUGCUUCGCAUCCGUCUUGCCCGUUUCGGCAACGUACGCCAACCGGUUUACAAUAUUGUCCUGUCCCAAGCAAAGACAGCUCGGGGUUCCAAACCAAUGGAAGUCCUAGGAACCUACAAUCCCAUCCCUCAAACCCCUUUGGCCACACCCAACACGCCCGAAUAUCUACCGAAUGGGGAAAAGUUCCAGGCACGCAAGUUUAAAGAUAUUCAGUUGGAUAUAACCAGGACAAAAUACUGGUUGGGUGUGGGUGCGCAACCUACUGAGCCUGUUGAGAAGCUCCUUUGUCUGAUUGGCAUGAUGGAGCCGAAACCGUCAUUACAGAAGAGACUGGCUUCCAAUAAUGUACAGCCUACUGAGCCUACAUCCAAAACCACCAAAAAGCCCCAACCGCAAAAAGCCUAACGAGACGUUGGGCGACGAAGCUGAAGAUAGAGCUGCAUCCGUUGAAUGAGGUGUGUGAAAACUGCAUAGCGUGGAGUUCUGGGAUCGAACUUGGAGGGUUGUCUCCUUUUGACAAGAAAAAGACGCACCCUUGUACAACAUAUUGAGAAUGAGCGUGAAGACGAGGCCAAAGCGUAGCUGAAGCGGGUUCAAACUCUACUUGAGAGCCCAUGGGGGUUUGGAAAUAGGUGGAUAUCUACUAAUAUAUCAUGCUAUACCCCAUCCGCAUUGUUGAACGCAAG
Molecule: messenger RNA, 835 nt
Organism: Exophiala mesophila
Lineage: Eukaryota; Fungi; Ascomycota; Eurotiomycetes; Chaetothyriales; Herpotrichiellaceae
Product: ribosomal protein S16
Exons: 2
Coding region: 147-554 (135 amino acids)
Biological process (GO): mitochondrial translation
Cellular component (GO): mitochondrial small ribosomal subunit; ribosome
Molecular function (GO): structural constituent of ribosome
Source: RefSeq, a predicted model, not a curated record